Messenger RNA from Belonocnema kinseyi, 1816 nucleotides. RefSeq lists its product as uncharacterized. The transcript is spliced from 2 exons. The record is from RefSeq and is a predicted model, not a curated record. Bases 408 to 734 code for a protein of 108 amino acids. Lineage: Eukaryota; Metazoa; Arthropoda; Insecta; Hymenoptera; Cynipidae.
UCCAGUGCUGGCAAAAGAGUCAUCAUUCUCCACAUUGACAGCAGGAAUGGAUUUUUGGAUGGCCGUUUGAAAUGUUUCAUUGGUAAAAAGUGGAGUGCCGGCUACCACGAUGAAAUUAACGCGGCUCAUUUUGAAGAGUGGUUUAGGGAGGUGCUUCACAAACUGCCAUCUAAAUCUGUAAUUGUGAUCGAUCAAGCACCCUACCAUACUAUGAUCGAUCCUGAACAUCGCAAUCUCACAUAGAGUUGGCGGAAAGCCGAUAUUAUUCAGUGGAUGGUAAAACGAAAUUUAUCGCUUCCAGUGGAUACUGAAUCAUUUGAAAAAAUAACUCAAGAUGUGAGAGGAAGUGACGUUCAACUGCUCUGGUUGCCUGUCGCACAAUGUGAAUUCAAUUCCAUAGAAUAUGUAUGGGCAUACGUGAAAAAAAGAUUGCUGAGCACAAUAAAACUUUCAAAAUUCGCGACAUCUGCAGUUUGUGUGAAACUGUCAUGAAUACCGUACCUCCAACACUCUGGGAAAACUCCGUGAAUCACGUCGAAAAAAUAGAAGUGGAGUAUAGAGGUAGUGAUUACCGAAUGGAUAUGAUAAUGAAAAUGGAACCCCUCAUUAUGAACGUUCUUGAAGAUGAUUCCAGUUAUGAAGAACCCUCGGAAGAACCUUCUGUAGAAUUGAGACUCAGAUUGAAAAAGAACUUUCCGUCUUUCAUAGAGAGCAAUUUCCAUCACAGGGAAUAAGUUCGAAGGAUAGAUCCCCUGUUCACUGGGGUCUUGUUGAAGGCCAGAUGGAGGCCUGGAGGCGCAAGUUGAGUAGCACGUGGUGAGGGAAAUCCAGGUCCAUUCCCUGAAAAAAACGGCACCACAAUGGUGAUUGGCAUUUGCCUUCCCAUAUAAAAAACUGACUUACAAUAUCCCAGUUUCCACGAAGACAGCAAGAAGCACAUACUUCUUUAAAAUUGUAAAUUAUUACAGAUAGUUCAACUAACUACCUCCAAUUUAAAUCACUUUAUUAUCUUCAUUAGAACUAAAGAUAGUUUUGUUGCAUAUUUAUGUACAAAAUACUAACAAUUGUACUGGUCUGCAGUGAGAUCGUUCUUUAAAUGAAAUUAUUCUUAGUACGAAGAUUUCGAUGCUCCGAACCCCCUCUUGUUGUCUGCUUUUUGAUAUCACGUCUAGAUUUUGUAAAAUUUAUUUUUCUCGUAUAUUAAAACAUUACAAUUUUAUCUAGUUUUGUUUCAACAUAACACUCUUUAAUAUGAAUUAAUUAUAUCAAUACCGGAAUGGCUCAUUUCAGCUGAUGUUAAAAAAGAGAAUGAAACAACUCUUAGCCUUCUCCAAGCGCAUACAUGUGCGCUUGCGCAGUUUUAGUUUGGGUUUUGCGGUAGUCAGUGUGUUCGAUAGUUUUUAUCUGAUUGUUGAUGUUUUAAAUUGGUUAUUUUGCUCAAAAAAAAAAAAUAUAUAUAUGUCAUGGUUUUCUUGGAAAGAAAAAAGCUGAUAAUUUCCAGCAAAUCGUUCAGGAACUUCUUUCUGCUCAUAAAGCUCCCAAAUGCAACAUGUCUCUUAAAAUUCAUUUUUUGGACUCACACUUAGAUUUCUUCCCUGAUAACCUUGGUGCUGUAUCAGAUGAACAUGAUGAAAAGUUUCACCAAGAUCUGCUGCAUACAGAAAGACGCUACAAUGUAAAAUGGUCUAAAGGAAUGCUUGCUGCUUUUUGCUGGUCAAUUUGACGUGAAACUCCCAAUUGAACAUAUGAAAAGGAAAAAAACUACAAAGUAGGUUGAAUUAUAUUGUUAUAUAGACAUUCUAAUGUUUAUUCUGCU